Molecule: messenger RNA, 1034 nt
Organism: Drosophila miranda
Lineage: Eukaryota; Metazoa; Arthropoda; Insecta; Diptera; Drosophilidae
Exons: 6
Coding region: 4-768 (254 amino acids)
Source: RefSeq, a predicted model, not a curated record
AAUAUGCAGGAAAUAGACGCUGGCAAAAUGGCGCACAACGGCAAGGUACUCACAGGGCGCUACAAUGCCACGCCCACCUAUGGCUUCGACAACGAGCAGAACUACUGCCUGAAUUCCCAACAGUUGCCGUCUCCAAUGCCCCCUCCACCAUACGCCUUGGCACGCGUGAGCAGCACACGCAACUUCGAGCACGAGAACCACACACCGCCGGCAUGUCCCGGCUCUGGACCCAUUGCCAUGACGAACGGCACCAUCCAGUUGCGCCUCCGCGAUGGCGUGCGCAUUGACAUGACUCUGGACAAGGCGGUGCGCGUGCUCAAUCAGCGCAGCAUGGUGGCAGUUGCUCUAUCACGCAACUGCAGCAACUCGGCUUUGAUCCACCCCAAUGGACGCAUCUUGCAGAGCAGCGCUAAAGUCGAAUUAGUCACCUACGACGGCAUGAAGGGCAAUAACUUUGUUCGCUAUGCCAAGAUGUGGUACAAGGGUGUGAGCUUCACCAGCGAGGCGUGCGCUCUCAUCUACCUGGUGGACACAGCCGGGACGCGCACCACAACCGACACUUUCACCGAUCUGACCAAGGACUACACCCUGGCAGUGUUCUAUGACGACUCGCGCCAUGGUCCCUCUUAUAUGGCUGAAGCCCAUGACGUGAUUGCCAAUUCAGCUUACACCUGUACCGAGGAUGGCACUGAGAUCUAUGACAUAAACGGAUUUCGCAUCACCCAGGCAGCCGAUGGCCUGGUACUCGUGUGGACAACAAGUGCUUGAUUCGCACCAGUCCCGGCAAUGGAUCGGCCACUUUGACCACACCUGGCAUCCAUUGCACUGCCUCUCUGGGCAAGACCUCGCAUCUGUUUGUUCGUCGCAAUGAGAAGCGCAUGCACUUUGAUGGAUCCUGUUUCAUUGUACGCAACGCCGGACACUCCGCCGGCUUCAAUGAGAACAACCUGCUCAUUGUCUACUGAGCGGCGUUCGUAGUCCGGAGAUAGAAACGGCGCAGUGGUAGCCCAUCCCACACGCACACACUCACACAU